AUGGCGCUGGAGGACAGCGCCCGCUGCAUUUUGGGUAACCACGAUUUGCACUUUUUGGCCACUUACCACGGGGUACGCAAGGCUAAAAAGGCCGACACCCUCAAGCCCAUACUCAAAGCAAAGGAUGCAGACACCUUGGUCAACUGGGUGCGCGUAUGCCCUUUGGUGCGGGAAGAGGAGGGCAUUUUGAUGGUGCAUGCCGGCGUGCUGCCACAGUGGAGCUGCAGCCAAGCCAUGGGCUUUGCGGCAGAAGUGCAGGAUGCCUUGCUCAGCCGGGACUAUACCGAUUUCCUAUCUGCCAUGUAUGGCAAUGAACCCAAGCGCUGGAGCGACAAACUCAAAGGCGAUGAACGUUUGCGCAUGAUUGUGAACGCCUUAACCCGUUUGCGUUUUUGUACGGCCGAUGGGGAAAUGGAUUUUGAAACCAAAGAGGGUGCAGGCUCGGCCCCCAAGGGUUUUAUGCCCUGGUUUGAAGUGCCCGGUCGGGCCACUGCGCAAGACACCAUCGCCUGCGGGCACUGGUCCACCUUAGGCUUUAUUGAUCAUCCCCUGGUGCUGACCCUGGAUACCGGCUGCGUGUGGGGUGGCUGCCUUUCAGCCAUGCGUUUUGAUGGCGGGCGGCGCGAGUUAUUGCAAAUCGAAUGCGGGGAAUUACCGGGUGUACUAAGACCAAGC
Molecule: messenger RNA, 675 nt
Organism: Darwinula stevensoni
Lineage: Eukaryota; Metazoa; Arthropoda; Ostracoda; Podocopida; Darwinulidae
Source: the annotation of a GenBank genome assembly